Messenger RNA from Cylindrotheca closterium, 573 nucleotides. NCBI's taxonomy places the organism in Eukaryota, Bacillariophyta, Bacillariophyceae, Bacillariales, Bacillariaceae. The record is from the annotation of a GenBank genome assembly.
AUGACUAUCAGCACCAUCAUUGAGCGAAACAAUCAGACCAUCGCAUUCUUCAACGAGAGCGACUAUCUGAAUGCAAUCGAAUCAUCAUUGACAUCUCUGCGAGAAACAUCUGAAAUUACUGACCCUGAAUCAUCUGAGGAGGAAUCUGAAAACGAAUCAUCUGGCAGCAGCAGCGAUCGCUUGGACCAAUGUAUGCUUCUCCCAGCAGCUGCCAGCGACAUUCGACGAUUACUACUCCAUUCUGACUUUAUCUAUGAUCAAGCCAUUCCGAUAUCCCAAUCGCUCAAGGUCGAUAAACCCAUCUUAAGUGCCAUUGUCAUUUUCAACGCAGCGCUGGCACAUCACCUCGCAGCCGAAUCACGCGACAUCCCAACGCCUCCCAAAGCACUUUUCAAAGCGCAGCGCUUGUACCGAUUGGCAUACCAGGCGUAUACUCCUGGGCCUGGUACUCAAAGCAUUCUAUUUCAAUUUGCUGUGAUCAACAAUUUAGGAGUCGUGGAACGAAGGCUUGGAAAUACGGCAUUAUCCAAUCAGUACUUUGAUUAUUUGGCUUCUUUGUUGGAACACCUGUGA